This is a messenger RNA of Plenodomus lingam JN3, 531 nucleotides long. RefSeq lists its product as uncharacterized. Gene Ontology annotation, cellular component: DASH complex; spindle microtubule. The record is from RefSeq and is a predicted model, not a curated record. Gene Ontology annotation, biological process: attachment of spindle microtubules to kinetochore. Lineage: Eukaryota; Fungi; Ascomycota; Dothideomycetes; Pleosporales; Leptosphaeriaceae.
AUGGGUUCACCGCUAGAAGGAUGCGUAGCCUCCCUGCGCAACAGUAUGCAAUUGCUUGACUCUUCCAUCACCAUCUUGGACGAGGGUGUAAGCGACCUGCCUCGACUGGGAAAAGUACUCCAGACGACACGGCACUUCGAGCUCAUCUCUGAAUCCGACUUGCAAACCGCCCAAUCCGCGCUCCUUUCCGAGAUCCGACCUGAAGUUGACAACCUCCUCAAACGCGUAGAGAACUACUUGGACAAGCUCGAGCGACGCGAACAGUCCUUGAUGGCCAAGUGCGACCUCAACGAUGGCCGGCUGGGACGUGACAGUAUGGGUGCUUCAUCAUCCCGGCCAAGCAGCAGGAAUGCACAGAGACCUGCUGGUGCAAAGAGCAUGAGCGCUCAGCAACAACUAAGAAUGAAGGCACUGCGGGCGAAAAAGGACAGACUAAGCUAUGCCGUGGAGACUCUGGAGAUGCAAGCGAAACAAAGGGAAAGGCAACUGCGAAUGUCCAUGGCAGCGCCCCAGCAGCUUUACGACGAUUAA